Messenger RNA from Apodemus sylvaticus (European woodmouse), 3708 nucleotides. RefSeq names its product zinc finger protein 878-like. Gene Ontology annotation, cellular component: nucleus. Gene Ontology annotation, molecular function: RNA polymerase II cis-regulatory region sequence-specific DNA binding; DNA-binding transcription factor activity, RNA polymerase II-specific. The coding region runs from base 411 to 1802 and encodes 463 amino acids. Gene Ontology annotation, biological process: central nervous system development; regulation of transcription by RNA polymerase II. The transcript has 4 exons. The record is from RefSeq and is a predicted model, not a curated record. Lineage: Eukaryota; Metazoa; Chordata; Mammalia; Rodentia; Muridae.
GUUUCUCCGUCUAGGUUGGGUAAGCUCCUUGGACUUCAAGAAGUAGGACAGUUGUUAGACCCACCCGCUUUGCUCUCACAUGGUCCCUAAUGACAAAGGUGACAGAUGGGAGUUGCCCCCUAACUCCAGGGUAAGGUCCUGUUCUCUGACCUCUCUCCACCUAUGGUAUAUCAGGUCCUCUCCUCUACCCUGGGCUCUGUUCAUUUCUCCAAUGGGGCGCUAAGGAACAAGCUUUGCCCACUUCUCCUUUUGUGCCUUCCUGCCCACGCUACCCCCAAGGUUUUGGUUCCAGUUUUUUUCCCUUCUGUUUAGAAACUACCUCUGGACAGUUGUGUUGUUCUUUUGUUCAGUGUUCAUUCUUAGAUACCCACCAUUGCUGCUACUGCUAGUGUGUUCAUCCUCCCUUCGGAAUGUAUUCUCGCCUUCAAGACACUCAGGAAAGCAUGGCUGAGGGGCAGCAGGACUGUCUAACUUUUGAGGAUGUGGCUGUGAACUUCACUUUGGAGGAGUGGGAUUUGCUGGAUCCUUCCCAGAAGCAACUCUACACAGAUGUGAUGCAGGAAACCUUCAAAAACCUAAUUGCUAUAGGACAAAUUGAGGAAAGCCAGAGGAGUAAAGAUGAUGAAGAUUCUAGGAGAAAUCUAAGACGUGGACUGGUGGAAUUCUUGUAUAAACCCAAUGAAGGUAGACAAUGUGAAGAAAUCUUCAGCGAGUUUCCAGAUACUGUUAUGAACAAGAAAACUUCUCGUGGAGUAAGACUGUGUGAAAGUAAUUUAUGUGAAGACAUUCUUAUUGGUCUCCCACCCCUAAAUAUGCAUAUACCUGUUCAGCCAGGACAUAAACGAUAUGAAUAUGAGGUAUAUGAAGACAGUCUCUAUAAAUUUAGGGAGUGUGGGAAGGCCUUCAUGUAUCCCGAAUGCUAUCUGAAACAUGAGAAUCCUCACACCAUGGAGAAACCGUAUAAAUGUCAUCAGUGUGGGAAAGCCUUUUCUUCUUCAAGUAAGGUUCGCAGACAUGAAAGAACUCAUACUGGUGAAAAGCCCUACCUGUGUAACCACUGUGGAAAAGCCUUCCCUAGUCGGGGUUCCCUCCGACGUCAUGACAGGAUUCACAGCGGAGAGAAGCCCUUUGUGUGUAAGUACUGUGGGAAAGCUUUCACUGGUCAAAGUUCCCUUCCACGCCAUGAAAGAAUUCACAGUGGAGAGAAGCCCUAUGUGUGCAAGUACUGUGGCAAAUGCUUCAUUUCUUCAAGUACCUGUCGAGUACAUGAACGGACUCACACUGGAGAGAAACUCUAUGUUUGUAACCUGUGUAAUAAAGCUGUCACUACUCGUACUUCCCUUCGAAAUCAUGAAAGAAUUCACAGUGGCGAGAAACCCUAUGUCUGUGAACAAUGUGGAAAAGGUUUCAUCUCUUCCGGAACUUUUCGGAUACAUGAACGGAUUCACACUGGAGAGAAGCCCUAUCGAUGCAAGGAAUGUGGUAAAGCCUUCACUAUCCAGAGUUCCCUUCAGCGCCAUGAAAGGAUCCACACUAGGGAAAAGCCCUAUGACUGUAAGGAAUGUGGGAAAGCGUUCAGUGGGUACAGCUCCCUUCGACGCCAUGAAAGGAUACACAGUGGAGAAAGGCCCUAUGCAUGCAAGCAGUGUGGGAAGGCCUUCCCUGCUUUGGGCGACUGUCAGAGACACGAACAGAUUCACACUGGUGAGAAGCCCUACGUAUGUAAGCAGUGUGGGAAAGCCUUCACUCGCUGUGGUUCCCUUAGAAUACAUGAGAAGACCCAUGCUAGAGAGAAUUCCUAAGUGUAAACUGCGGGAAGGACUCCUUAUUGCAUGCCCUUUCUGUAAAAAAAUGUUACAGUGUUUAGGGAAGAAAACAAGUAUCAGUAUAAAGUUAUGACGGCUACCACUAGUCAUAUUGUUAAAUUAACAAACAUAAAAGAACUAAGAAUGUACCUGAUAUCAAAACUUGCUCAGAAAGUUAACUGUAAGAAAUAGUUUUAAAAUUUCGUGAAAUUCCUCAGGUAGUAGAGACGCAUAAAUGUACAUUAUGAAAGGUCAACCCAAAGUGAUUUAUGUAGAAUGCUCCAACAAUUACAUCACCUGAAGGAAAAUGUCCUAAAAUUAUACUACACUGAUGAGUUUAUUACUAAAAGAGAUAUUUGAACUAUUUAUUUCAAGUUUAACUUUUGUAAAUAAAUGGUGGCAUGACAUAAUUGUAUGACGUUUGCUUAAACAAUGGAGCAAGAAUAUCUUUUUUUUUUUUUACCCUGUUCCCUACCAUUCUGAAGAAUUUUGGCUGUUUGAAUAGUGGAAUGGCUUUUGAGAUGUACUUAUAGCAAGUAUCUUAACAAAUGAGUUGGCGCUAGCUCACAGUACUAGGACAAGAUUCUCCAGAAUGGUGGGAGUGCUCUAACUUGGCAUUUCAUACGAUACUGUUUCUCUUAUGGGUCCAGGAAUCUAGGAGCCUGGGGAUCAUUUCUAUAACUCACUAGCAAUUUUUUUUCAUGUUCUGUAGAUAACAUGGUUCCACCAGGAGGAACGCCCACCCAUUUCUUUGAACUGUAAACUAUGACACCCACACAUACCUGAUCCCACAUCCAUUUAGUCUGGGUUCCUUGUCCCUUGAGUUAACUAAAAAUUGUUAUUUUCACUGGAAUGACAGAUCCACAUGACCAGUGGGGAAUGAGACGAUGGAGAUGUUCUGAUUAUUUUUUUGUCUGCUUUACACAAGCUAGAGUUACCUGUAAGAGAAAACGUCAUUAGAUUGACCUGUAGGCAAGUCUAUGGUGGCAUUAUUUUGAUUAAUGAUGUAUGAGACAGGGCUACUGUGGGUAGUGCCACUCCUGGGUAGGUGGCCCUGUGCUGUAUAAGAAAGCAGGCUGAGUGAGCUAUGAGGAGCAAGCCAAGGUCUUCCUCUAUGGUCUCUUCUUCAGAUCCUACUUCCAAGUUCUAAGUUCCUGCCUUGAGAUUCUUCUACCCUGGCUUCUCUUGGGGUUGGAAUAAAAAGUGUAAUUAGAGAAAAUUAGGAAAAAAUCCUUUUUUUCCUCAAGUUGAUUUUGAUCAGUGUUUUAGCAACAACAACAACAACAACAACAAAUCAAACUAGGACACAAGGAAAGGAAAUCUAUUCCUAGAUUUCCUUAUUUUUGCCAUGUCUGGUGAUUAAAACCCAUGGGAAGCUACAACUCAGUCCAAACAGGAUAAUAAAUGGCUCAGAAUUGAAGUGUGAAUCACUUCUCAGGGUAAAGGACUGGUUCAUUUGGGUGUAUGAUGAUGUUUUGUUUACUUACAAUGUUUUUAUACUAAAAUUUAUUUUAAAUAAAAAUUAAAAAAUCAAGAUGCUUAGUGCUUGCUGAAGAGGAAGAAAUACAAAGUGACAUCAGAAGGUACUUAUAAAUAUCACAUGCCUGUGGGUUCCGUUAGAGAAGUGAGGGUUCUAAUUAUAUCGGCUCUUAUUUUAUUUUUAUUUUUUCCUGUUUUUUAAUUCAAUAUCUUUUUUAUUUACAUUUCAAAUGAUUUCUCCUUUUCUGGCCCCCCACGGCUCUUAUUUUAUUAAGAGCAUAUAUGUUGGGCUGGGUGUGAUGGCUUUAUUCCUUUAAUCCCAGCAUUCAGGAGGCAAAGGCAAAUGAGUCUGUUAGUUCAAGACCAACUUGGUUGAUGUAGUGAGUUCCAGAACAGCCGGGGUGCAUAGGGAGACCCUGACUCA